UGCCUUCCGGGCUUUGUGCGUUUGCGCGCGCGCAGUGGCGCCAAACGCUCGCCGGUAGGAGGCGCGGGGCCGUGGGCGUGAGUGAGACGUCACAGUGCGCGCCGUUCCGGGUUGCCGGGCAGCGAUGGCGGCUAAUACAGAGUCCUGGGAGGAGGACACGCUGCGGAGCUUUGUGCGGACUUUGGAGAAGCGGGAUGGCACGGUGUUGCGACUGCAGCAGUACGGUUCUGGCGGCGUGGGCUGCGUGGUUUGGGACGCUGCCAUUGUCCUUUCUAAAUACUUAGAAACGCCCGGGUUUUCUGGCGACGGGGACCACGCCCUGAGCCAGCGGUCGGUGCUGGAACUGGGCUCCGGCACCGGGGCCGUGGGGCUUAUGGCCGCUACUCUCGGGGCGGAUGUUGUGGUCACCGACCUUGAGGAAUUGCAAGACUUGCUGAAAAUCAAUAUUAAUAUGAACAAGCAACUUGUCACUGGUUCUGUUCAAGCCAAGGUACUGAAAUGGGGGGGAGAAACAGAAGACUUCCCUUCUCCACCGGACUACAUACUGAUGGCCGACUGCAUAUACUAUGAGGAGUCUUUGGAGCCAUUGCUGAAAACCCUAAAAGAUCUCAGUGGAUCUGAAACUUGUAUUAUAUGUUGUUAUGAACAACGAACAAUGGGAAAAAAUCCAGAAAUUGAGAAAAAGUAUUUUGAGCUCCUUCAACUGGACUUUGACUUUGAAAAAAUUCCUUUGGAAAAACAUGAUGAAGAAUAUCGAAGUGAAGAUAUUCAUAUUUUAUACAUCAGGAAAAAGAAAUCGUUUCUCCUUUUCUCUUUUAGAAAUUUCCAUCAUGAAGCCUUUAGCCGUCUUAUCCAAGCCUUGUAACAACCUGGAUAACUUAAGGUGUGAGUGAAGCAUGUGAAUACAGCAUGAGAAGAUUGUGUUCACAGAUUUCUCCAGCAUGACCGUAAAGAGCGAAUGCAUAGAUGGCUAUCACCAUGAACUGCCUGCAGUAAGAAAAAUAACUGACUACCUGCCUGCCAGUGGGCCUGAAAUCCAACAUGGGUUACUUAGCUCAGCAUAAAGUUCUGCUUUGAAGAAACAUUGUGAAUCAUUUGCUCCUCAAAUAAAGAUUGUUACUGAGAUUAGCCUAAAGUCUGCCAAAAGUGAACAGUGAAGCAGCAUGGUUGACUUUGCAUAUUUUCAGGAAACUUGAGAUAAAUUAAUCAAAUUUCUUAAUAGAAAUUUAUUGCUAUAUUAUGAUGUUUUAAAUGCAAACCAGUAAAUUUUAGUUUGUAUUCAUGAUAAAUUUUAAAAAGGUUUUGAUUUUAUAUAUAAUUAUGCAGGUUUUAUCAUGUGUCUUUCACUUCAUUGCUUCUAAGAUACUUUAAUACUUAAAAAGCCGAGAAUAUUGUCCUGUAUACCUAUAUUAGCCAAAGUAUUUCUUAUUUUCUUCUAUCAUACAUUUCUAUGUGAUUUAAAUAGUAAAUUAUACUGUGGUGAGUUAUUGAGAAGAAAAUAAGACAAAUCUGGAGAUUUGUGGGGAGGGGAUGUAUUUAUAUAAAUUUUUUCAUUUGAAAAUGGUGUAAGAAUAGAAAGCCCAGUUUUAGGCUCAUACACUUUUCCUACAUGUAUAUCUUCCAGGAAAAUCUGGCUAAAAACACUGGUAUUAAGCUAACUUGUUUAUAUGAAAUAUCAAAGGUUUUAAAUAACUACAAAUGUAGUUCUGAAGAAAUAUACCAAGUGAUUUUGACUCUGUGUGGUCUGUAUGUUAUCACGGUAGUCAGUUAUCUCCUCACAUAGACUAAUCUGUCAAGGACUUCAGUCGCCCCCUUUCCAGAGAGUAAUAGUAACCUGAUGAAAUUCUGUUACUUACAAGCAUUGGUGCUAGAUGUUAUAUGUGUUAAAAUAAACAUUGUUUUUGAGACCUGUGAUUUUGUGAAUGUUUAGAAAUAGCUUUGAAGAAAAUGAAAAUCUAAAGCAGGUGACUGUGUUCAAGAAAGAGCAAAAGUAGCCCUCUUUAGAGAAAUUAAGGAUCAAACAGUUCUUUGCUUCAUGCUUGCUUCAAUAUUAAAAGUUCUUUGCUUAGCGUCAUAAUACUUUGUUUCAAAAUAUUUUGUUCAUUCUUCCCUUAGCAUUUCAUUAAGUAGCUUACCAAGCAGUUGUGUUGUUAGGUGCCAUGGAGUUAGUGUAACCUGAGUAUCCGAUACUUUACUAGAUACCGAUACCACUAACUAUUUAUCUGUGAAAUCUUAGGCUACAUGACCACUUUCUAGUUUUUCCCAUGGCAUUAUGGAACUUGUAAGUUUGACAUUAGCUAUAGUAGUCCACCCAGAUUCCUUGUAUCCCUUUUCACCAUUUUUUAUGCCCUCUCUUACAGUGUACUUCUAAUACCUGUGGGUCUUUGGCCUGAAGUGCCCUUUGACAUAACUAUAUGAAAGCCUAGCUCCUUUACCUCAGACUGGUGCAACUGACAGUCCAAAAUUUCCCAGAGGAAUCAGGCUGAAGUCACCUCUGUGAAACUUUGUUGGAGAUUACACCCUUGCUUGACUUUCUUCCCUUCCCUGUCCUGCUGUUCCUGCUCCUUUACUGGUCUCUGGCAUCAUCUUAGUGCAUACACUCAUCUCAGUUUGCAUACGCUCAACUCAAGUUUCAUUUGGGGAACUGACCUAGGAUUUUGUACGUAAGUAUACAGUAGUUUUAUCAUAUGGAAGGAAAACCAAAAGUGAAAUAGCUUGCCUAAGCUUAACAGUAGUGUAGUAUAUAUAGCCAACGACAGGUUCAGUCUUGUCAUGUAAAUGCUACUAUAGUGGUAGGAAGGAACACUGGUUAGAAAAACGAAAAAGUUUCAAGUACCUCAGAUGUAACAAUGUCAAGUGUGAUUUUUUACUGUCUAAACUGAAUAGCCAAAGCUGAGGUCAAAAGGUAUGAUGUCUCCCACAUUCUAAGAUCAGAGAACCACCCUGGUAGUUAGGAUCAGCAAGCACUGCAGACCUUACUGAGGGUGCCAGUUCAGGGAACAUGCCUGGGAGAAGUCCCGUUUUGGAGGAGUGUGGUGUUGGGGAAUGAGGGCCAGUCCUUCCGGCUCUCCCUAUGGAGGAGGGAAUGGUGCAUGCCACUCAAGCCACAGGAGGGAAGCCUGAGGGAAUGUGUCAAGAUUCAGGACACUGCAAGAAAGGGUGACCAGUAUUUUUCCCCUGGUCUCAUGUUUACCCAGCAGAUAAGCUUAUCCAUUGUUUUACUACCACAGCAUGGGAAUGCAGUUGGCGCUAUAGUGUGGGGGGUUGUCAGGCAGAAAGACUGAAGAUGCAUCCUGCCAGUAUGAGAAUUGAAAUCAUGACUUGGGGGCUAAGGGACUUAUACAGCAACAUGGUGAGGAGGGUAGAAGGCAGGUACAGCAGAUGAGUGAAGUGUGAUGGGGUUCAGCCAGAAUAUAGCCAACUCUCAAAUCUCAGAACUGCCAGAGCCUGGGGAAACUGCUCAGGAAUGAGCCCCUGGUCUGCUAGGCGAGUGGGAGUGAACACUGUGCACGAUGAAACCCAUAGAUCAGAACAGUUACAGCCAAGUAGGGAAAGGAUUGCAACCCUACAGUAAGGCCGUAUUUCUCAAAGUAGCUGCAGGUGGGGUUGCCUGGGAAAUUAAGUCAGAGGUAUGGUAUUUUUAUUACAGGGCCCCAGAUGAUUUAAAAUUUUUUUUUUAUUGUGAAAUAUAUAACAGUUGCCAUUUCAACCAUCUUUAUGUGUAUAAUCCAGUGACAUUAAAGUUCACCAUGUUGUGCAACUGUCACCACUAUCUAUUUCCAAUUUUUUUCAUCACUCAAGAAACU
Molecule: messenger RNA, 3806 nt
Organism: Trichechus manatus latirostris (Florida manatee)
Lineage: Eukaryota; Metazoa; Chordata; Mammalia; Sirenia; Trichechidae
Gene: VCPKMT
Product: valosin containing protein lysine methyltransferase
Exons: 6
Coding region: 125-865 (246 amino acids)
Biological process (GO): peptidyl-lysine trimethylation
Cellular component (GO): cytosol; cytoplasm
Molecular function (GO): protein-lysine N-methyltransferase activity
Source: RefSeq, a predicted model, not a curated record